Messenger RNA from Sugiyamaella lignohabitans, 2700 nucleotides. It is a transcript of the gene RIX7, whose product is annotated as putative AAA family ATPase RIX7. Gene Ontology annotation, cellular component: nucleus. The transcript has a single exon. The record is from RefSeq and is a predicted model, not a curated record. Lineage: Eukaryota; Fungi; Ascomycota; Dipodascomycetes; Dipodascales; Trichomonascaceae. The coding region runs from base 1 to 2700 and encodes 899 amino acids. Gene Ontology annotation, biological process: ribosome biogenesis. Gene Ontology annotation, molecular function: ATP binding; RNA binding; ATP hydrolysis activity.
AUGAGACCAAGACCUCGGAAAAAUCCCGGGUCUGCCAACUCGUCUCUUGAUAAGACCGUUUACCGACUGGUGAAGGAAUAUCUCGAGGAACAGGCUUUGGAUGACGCUAGAAAGAAGGGUCAACUGGAGUUGACAGGCGAAGAUGAUGAAGAAGACAAUGAAGAUGAUGAUAGCUUGUUAGCUAAACGAGAAGCUGAACUUAAUUUAUUGCUCAACUUGAGGAAGUUGCGUGUUACUGAAGCUAUUGAUAUUUGUCAGAGGGCCGAAUUGAGCCUUCGCCGUGUUAAGAGAGUAGCUUUAGAAGAAUCCGUAGGAAAGGCUUUUGAAUUGAUUCGAAAAGAAGAGAGAGAGAAACAAGCUGCUCUUAAAGAAGAACAACAGCUUGAUAGUGAUUUUGAAGGUGUUGAUAUCGAUUCUCUUAUGGACGUUAAAGAUACCAACCAGAUGAACAAAAACGUAAUCAACUUAUGGGACAUUCCUCCAGCAGAACCAAUAGCUAGAAUUGCCCGCUUGAAGACUGGUGAAGAAGAUGAAUCAAAAUCAGUCUCAAAAGGAGAUGGUGUGAAUGAGCUUGGUUCCAAGCUGGCUGCUAGUUCUCUUCCUGGAAGUGGAACAGCAACUCCAGUAGUAGCUACUUCACGCUCUGACCUUCCUCCUGAAAAGAAGAAAGCCAAAAAGGAGAGUGAUAAGAAGCGUAAAGAUAAGAUCGACCGCCGUCCAGCAAUCAAUAUCUCACUGUCGGAUAUUGGUGGUGUGGACAGAGUAAUCAAGCAGCUGUUGGAAAUGGUAGCUUGGCCAUUAUCACACCCUGAAGUGUAUACUGAGAUUGGAUCUGAUAUUCCUCGUGGUGUCCUUCUUCAUGGACCUCCUGGCUGUGGUAAGACAAUGCUCGCUAACGCAUUGGCUAAUGAUCUUGGGGUAGCUUUUAUCAAUGUGUCUGCUCCAUCUGUGGUUUCGGGCAUGUCAGGUGAGUCAGAAAAGAAGCUGCGAGAGAUUUUCGAUGAAGCCAAAACUUUGGCUCCAUGUUUACUAUUUAUUGAUGAAAUUGAUGCCAUUACACCUAAACGUGAAAGUGCUCAAAGAGAAAUGGAAAGGCGAAUUGUUGCUCAGCUGCUCACCUGUAUGGACGAUGUUUCAAUGGAGAAGACUGGUGGAAAGCCUGUUAUGAUUAUUGGCGCUACAAAUCGACCCGAUGCUAUUGACUCGGCUCUACGACGUGGUGGACGGUUUGAUCGUGAGAUUUGCAUGAGUGUUCCUGACCAGGAAGCAAGACAAAAGAUUUUGGAAACCAUGUCCAGAAAGUUGAAGCUUCAAGGAGGAGAAAACUUCAAUUUCAAACGUCUUGCUAAACUCACCCCUGGUUAUGUUGGUGCUGACUUGAAUGCCCUGGUGACUGCUGCUGGUGCAUGUGCUAUUAAGAGAGUUUUGAGCAAGCUUCCAGGAGAACAAUCAAAAGAAGACGAUAUUAAGACUAGUUUGGAUACUGUUGCUGAAACUAAUACCGUUGUCAAUGAUAUGGAAGUGGAUGAUGUCGAAGAGCAGAGACUAGAAGUUACUGCAAAUGGAUCUCAUAUGGAACCUGACUCAGUUGACAGUAGCACUGGUCAAAUUGAUAUCACCAUUACUCAAGUUUCAGAUGAGCAAGCUAACCCUCCUGUAACUACCGAGGUAACAAUUAGCAAUACUGCAUCUACCACUUCAAUUCCUCCAAACGAAAUUAAAUCAUUUUUAACUGCACACCCUGAUCCCCUGACUCCUGAACAACUUUCUGAAGUAGCUAUCACUUUUGAAGAUUUCCUUACAGCUCUUCCAUCUGUUCAACCAUCUUCCAAGCGUGAAGGUUUUACCACAGUUCCAGAUGUCACUUGGGAUGACGUCGGUGCCAUGAGCACCAUUCGUGAGGAGCUUGAAUACUCUAUCGUGGAAUCGAUUAAAAAUCCUGAACUGUAUGCUGCUGCUGGUAUCCGGGCACCAUCAGGCGUUUUGCUUUGGGGACCACCAGGUUGUGGUAAGACUCUUCUUGCCAAGGCUGUUGCAAAUGAAUCACAAGCCAACUUUAUCUCGGUUCGUGGUCCUGAACUCCUCAACAAAUAUGUGGGUGAGUCCGAAAGAGCAGUUCGACAAGUAUUCGUUCGAGCAAGAGCUUCCGAGCCAUGUGUGAUCUUUUUCGACGAGCUGGAUGCACUUGUACCCCGCCGUGACGAUUCGAACUCAGAAUCCUCAUCACGUGUAGUCAACACCCUCCUUACUGAACUUGACGGUGUCGGAGACCGCAAAGGCGUUUAUGUCAUUGCUGCAACGAAUAGACCAGAUAUGAUUGAUAGUGCCAUGCUCCGUCCUGGUCGUCUCGAUAAACAGCUUUAUGUCGAACUUCCGACUGCCGAUGAGCGAGUAGAAAUCCUCAAGACUGUUACCAGAACGACUCCUACACACGAAGACGUCGAUCUCGCAAUUAUUGGUCAUGAUGAGCGAUGCCGAAACUUCUCGGGUGCCGACUUGGCCAAUCUUACUCGAGAAGCUGCUGGUCUGGCCCUUCGUACUGUCAUUCAGGCACGUAAAAAGUUAGGGAACUUCGAAGACGGUCCAGCCGAUGUCCGUGUAACCGCUGCUCAUUUUGAAGAAGCCUUUUCGAAAGUCCGUGCCAGUGUGUCGGACUCGGAACGGGCAAAAUAUUCACGCAUGAAACAGCGUUCGGCAUGA